AUGGCGUCGCCUCCCUCAACUCCAGCUCCAGCUCUAGCUCCAGCUCCAGCUCAAGCCCCUCUUCUCGCGUCAGAUUCGGCCUCUGGGCCCGAAAAAAGCGCGAAGCCUGCACCAACUGCCAAGCUCCGCAGCUGUGUCGUCUGUCGCACUCGUAAAGUUCGAUGCGAUAAGCUUUCCCCAUGCUCGAAUUGCAGGAGAGCUAAUAUUCCAUGCGUUGUUCCCUCCAAUGACCGUCCGCCUAGAUGGGCUCGGCGCCUAGAGCGUUUUACCAGUGAUGAUGGUCCAGUUCAGGUUGACAAGAACAAGAACAAGAACCCGGAGGGUAACCAGGCAUUGGAUAGACUACAUACACUUGAGAACCUGGUUAAAGAAUUGAGGAGCCAACUAGAGCAGGCUAAUGCCACCAGUAGUAGGGGUGCUUCUUCCGAGGCCGCAUCGCCCCCCGAGAACACGAAACCUGCGGCGAGCCCCUCGUCAGCUUCAGCUUCAGCGUCGACAACGUCAGACGUGCAGAAGCAUUUCGGCCGAAUGGUUCUCAAAGAUGCACACCAAAGACGUUACAUCUCCAGCGGAUUUUGGUCCCGCAUAAGUGAUGAGCUUGAAGGGCUCAAAAUGGACGCUCGUAGAAUGGGAGAUGAUGAAGCAUCUUCGGAUGAACCAGACUUCCCAAGUUCGACUCCUCCGACUCAAGAACUACAUCGAGAACCCAUGGAACGACACGCCUUCCUAUUCCAACAUGACUUGUCGCUAUCGCCACCCGAAAACCAGGACUUCAACCCGCUACCCUCACAGAUACCCUUCUUGUUGGACAUUUUUGAAGAAAACAUAAAUAUUAUCAUAUAUAUUGUUCAUAUGCCGACCAUCAGGAAGAUGGUUCGUUCAUCUCGGGGGUCAACCCCCAGAAUAGAUAUCAAGAAUCAAGCGUUGCUUUUUUCCAUUUACUAUGCCGCAAUAACAUCAAUGGAGGACGAUGAGGUAAUGACCAAUUUUGGUUCUUCCAAAACCGAGCUCAAUCUCAAGUUUCGUCGUGGUCUAGAACAAGCUCUUGCAAAAGCAGACUUCCUCAACGAUCCCGACAUUGUCCACGUUCAGACUUUGGCCAUCUUCCUUUCCCUCGCUCGGCGGUACGAUAGCCCUGUAUACGUCUGGAUGAUGACAGGCCUCAUGAUACGAAUGGCUCACGCUGUUGGUCUUCAUCGCGAUGGGUCCCGGUUUGCGCACUUAUCGCCCUAUGAUGUAGAACAAAGGCGCCGUAUCUGGUGGAUGGUCAUCGUCAUCGACAUUCGUGCGUCAGAGGACCAAGGGACUGAAUUCACCAUCACGAGAGAUAGUUUCGACACCAGGAUGCCCCUCAACAUCAACGACUCGGAUCUUGACCCCGAUACGAAACACGUUCCUGUGGAGCGUCAAGGUGUCACGGAUAUGUCUCUUGCCAUAGCCAUGUGCGAGCUAGCGCAUGUAUCCAUGCAGCUAAUGUCUUCGAACCUUUUAUCAGGUGGCCCAAGUCUUGAUGACCAGGCCCAACUAUUAGACCAUUAUUGCAAGAAGUUGGAAGACGGUUAUUUUCGGUACUCAAUUGAGCCUGAUGAUAUCAUCAACUGGGUUGGAAUCGUAGUUACGCGGCUGGUCUUGUCCAAACUGACUCUCUUGGUGUACCUUCCCUCGCUAUUUACCUCACCUAGCGAUCGUUUCUCAGAUCAAGUCAGGGACAGGCUACUCAUUGCCGCUAUUGAGAUAGCUGAGCAUAACCACUCCCUCAACGCUGAAGCGAGAUGUCGCCAGUGGCGAUGGAUCUACCAGACCUACACCCAUUGGUAUGCCAUAGUCUGGCUGCUCAUCGAGAUAUCUCGGCGACAGUGGUCAUCUACAGUUGAGCGUGCGUGGAUUGCCCUCCACAGUGAAUGGCUGAUUCCUCCUCACAACAGCAUGGCCAAGAAUGUACUUGCUGCCAAACACAACAUCAUAUCCUCAAAGUUGGAGCGAUGA
Fusarium poae is the source of this 1986-nucleotide messenger RNA. RefSeq lists its product as uncharacterized. The transcript has 3 exons. Gene Ontology annotation, molecular function: zinc ion binding; DNA-binding transcription factor activity, RNA polymerase II-specific; DNA binding. Bases 1 to 1986 code for a protein of 661 amino acids. Gene Ontology annotation, biological process: regulation of DNA-templated transcription; DNA-templated transcription. The record is from RefSeq and is a predicted model, not a curated record. Lineage: Eukaryota; Fungi; Ascomycota; Sordariomycetes; Hypocreales; Nectriaceae.